Patella vulgata (common limpet) is the source of this 2024-nucleotide messenger RNA. RefSeq lists its product as uncharacterized. The record is from RefSeq and is a predicted model, not a curated record. The coding region runs from base 113 to 1753 and encodes 546 amino acids. NCBI's taxonomy places the organism in Eukaryota, Metazoa, Mollusca, Gastropoda, Patellidae. The transcript is spliced from 6 exons.
GACAUAUAGACGGCAUAUUUGGACGCACAUUAUUAGAGAUGGAACGUGGAAAUUCACUUAGGUUUAUGGAGAAAUUUUGAAAUUUAAAGAUUAUAACAUAAAAGACUUGACAAUGUGUAGCAAUCUGGUGUUAAGAUGUAGAAGGUAUUUAUUGUCUUUCGAGAUGAUGUUUGUGUGUUUGGUGGUUAUCAUAUCAGCAAUACAAGCCAGCGUAAUAGAUGUACCUUCUACAGCUGGGAGUCUAAGAGGAAGGACGGUUUAUAUGUUAUUUACUGACGCGAGAACUUGGAAGGAGGCAAGGGAAGUGUGCCGACAAAAUGGCGGAUAUUUAAUUAAUAUCGAAACAGAAGAAAAAUAUCAACUAUAUAUGUCUAUGAAAAACGGUGCAUUUUCUUCAGAUAUUGGUGCUCCGUGGACCGGAUUAUAUUGGACAUCACCGACUUCCAGACAUUGGGAUGGUCCCGGAUGUCCACCUCCCCGGACGAACCUGGCUGAAUCGUAUCACUGGAGGAGUACUAAUGACUUUCUUUACGAUACUAAUUCAUUUUGCUAUAGAGAGCAUGACGAUGGAUUCGACUUACGCGCAUGUGACGAACAAAACACAUUUAUUUGUGAACAUUAUAGAAAUGACACGUGCAGCUUUAGUGAGUCAACGAUGACAGCAUUUUCAUUUAGCGAUCAAGACAGUGUUUCAACACCAACAUUGAAUGAGUGUAAAACUAGCUGUGAUAAUACAUCUGGCUGUUUCCUGACGGGUAAUCUAAAUCAAGUAUGUUUAAUGCUGCUAGCCACAGAUGCCAGUAACAGCACAAUCGCUAUUAAGAACUGUUCAUAUGAUACUUCAAUAGACAGCAUGGUAUAUACUGACGUAGCCGAUGAUGGUUCCGAUCCUACAGACUGUGCUAACGAACCAUUGAUAUCAGUGUCAUCUACGAUAAUAUGUCCAACUGUCACGAGCACAACCACAGAAACGUCAACAAUUACAAAUACUUCUACUGAAACGAUUACAUCAUCGAUCACGAUAACAGCCACAGAAAUGUUCAAUUACACAGUAACAGAAUAUUCCACAAACUGGUCUACAACUACAGAAUUUUUAACAGAUGUUAGUACAUUUACCGAAACGGCGACAGAAACCAUGACAACAACGUUACCUCUUGUUUCCAUAGUUACCCAAACAAUAGGAAACAUUAUAACAACGGUAUUACAGAUUAGUACUGUGACAAUUGGUGGUUCCUCGUUGGUCGUUUCCACGGUAACAGAAACACAGACCCAGUCGUGUGAUACCGUAACAGUUGACGUCACAGGAUCGUGUUCGUCGACAGUUCUGUACUCUUCUUCUCCGUGUCCUUCAGAGAUGGUCCAAACUAUCGACACAACCAUACAGUCGUCGUUCAGUUCUCUUGGAGUAAAUGCUUCUGGUUCUACUGGGAUUAAAGGGGCUAUUGGAUCGGACGGAAUUAUGAGGACACUGGUGUGCCGUAACGUGAUCGUUGUGACCCCUGAUCCCGUCGCAGAACAAGCGGCAGUCGAAAGCAUCGUAAACGAGUUAACGGUUGACAAGAAAAACCUUUCUGCUGUCAUUCAGAAAAAAGUAAGUGCACAAGAUCAACGACCCACUUCUACUGCUAUUGGCUAUAUUGGAAUAGUUUUUCUAGUAAUACCCUUCGUUAUAAUCAUUGCUGUAGAUUUGCCGAGGUGCAUUCAAGGCGGGCGGGAUGUCAUCAAAUUAUGUAAGGACGAAGACAGGUUUUAAUAUGUGUGUUAACGGUUACAUUGGAAUCAUUUUUCUAGUAAUACCCUUCGUUAUAAUCAUUGCUGUAGAUUUGCCGAGGUGCAUUCAAGUCGGACGGGAUGUCAUCAAAUUAUGUAAGGACGAAGACAGGUUUUAAUAUGUGUGUUAACGGCGAAAUGAAACUUAACAAAAUCAUGUAAGAGCUGUAUGCUGGUUUAAUCAUGCUAUACUUCACUUUUUUGCAUGGGGCAUUACGUAAUUAUAUGUUAGCUAACACAGGCCUUCCUAUAGA